CAUAUUGGUAUAUAAUAUACUGCCAAAACGCUGACACUCAUUCUUUCAACUGCAGUGAAAUUUUUAAGUGAAUAAACAGUAGAGAGACGAUGAUUAAAUUAAUGGGAAAAUUUUUAGUUCUGCUAGCUCUACUAGCAUGCGCUUUUUCCAUACCACUCCAAGGUGUAAAAGGCGGAAGACGGAAUUACGAUUCUGAAGUAUAUGUGAAUCCUUUAAGAAAUGACGACUACUACAACGAACAUUACGGUAGUAGGCUAGAAGACAGACGAUACGGAGAAGAUCAUUAUGGUGACAGACACAGACAUGACGGUAGAAAUAGAGCUAGUGGCGGCCAGGAUGUACUAACAGAUGAAGGGAGAAAUCGUGUCGGUGGACCAGUUGGUUCUGGUUCUUACCAUCAAGGUGAAAAUCGUAGCAGAGGACAAUAUGGGCAAAGAUCGUACGACGACCAAGAUGUACGUUAUCAUGGAAGUCAAUACAGGGAUAAUUACGAUGCAGAAUAUGUAGGAAGCAGAGGAGUCGGUUACGAUAGUCGACGUCAACAUGGAAUUAAACAUUAAUAUAUGUAUACUAUUUUUUUUUAAUUAUAUUAAAAAUGGUUUAUACCAUAA
This is a messenger RNA of Agrilus planipennis (emerald ash borer), 611 nucleotides long. RefSeq lists its product as uncharacterized. The coding region runs from base 90 to 560 and encodes 156 amino acids. NCBI's taxonomy places the organism in Eukaryota, Metazoa, Arthropoda, Insecta, Coleoptera, Buprestidae. The transcript has 2 exons. The record is from RefSeq and is a predicted model, not a curated record.